Messenger RNA from Olea europaea var. sylvestris, 1166 nucleotides. RefSeq names its product probable WRKY transcription factor 23. Gene Ontology annotation, biological process: regulation of DNA-templated transcription. Gene Ontology annotation, molecular function: sequence-specific DNA binding; DNA-binding transcription factor activity. Bases 137 to 919 code for a protein of 260 amino acids. Lineage: Eukaryota; Viridiplantae; Streptophyta; Magnoliopsida; Lamiales; Oleaceae. The transcript is spliced from 3 exons. The record is from RefSeq and is a predicted model, not a curated record.
CUUGAUUUGACUGCCAUUUCCCAGUCAACCUUUGUAAUCUCUUCACUCGCUUAUUCUUAUAUACUCCACCACAAGAUACCUGACCUCCUCGGUUCUCUCUCCCCCAAAACAUUGUAUGGAUUGAAAGAGUGUGAAAAUGGAAGAUUUAAUCCAAUUAGCGAGUAAUUAUUCAUUAUCUGGGCUGAUGGAUUAUUCUGCUGAAGGUGAAAAGAGCUCAUUAGGGUUCAUGGAGUUGCUGAAUAUGCAAGAUUUUGGGCCUUCAUUCUUGGAUAUUUUACAAGUACCUUCUGAACCCUUUGUUCAGACUCAGACUCCGACGGUUUUUCAGGAAUCAUCAGAAGUGGUGAAUAUCCCAAAUGAUUCCUCUAUUUCUUCAGAAUCCUGUGGUGGGCCAAAUGAUGAGCAGAAUAAAGAGGUACUGUAUGGAGAAGGAGAAGAAGAACACAAGGCCAAGAAACAGUUGAAGCCCAAUAAAAAAAGACAGAGAGAGCCAAGGUUUGCUUUUAUGACAAGGAGUGAGGUGGAUCAUCUGGAAGAUGGGUACAGAUGGAGAAAGUACGGCCAAAAAACUGUAAAGAACAGCCCAUUUCCUAGGAGCUACUAUAGGUGCACCACUGCUUCGUGUAAUGUUAAGAAAAGAGUGGAGAGAUCUUAUCAUGAUCCAAGCACAGUGGUGACUACAUAUGAAGGUCAAGACACUCAUCCAAGCCCUGUAAUUGCCCGGCCAAACCCUGCCGUUGCACUUGCUUCUGACCCCGCCUUUUUUUCCGGUGGAGCCACUGCAUUCUCACGGCCUGCUCAAACUCCAAUAUCCUAUUACAAUUACUCGACGGCGGCGAAUUAUCCUUCUACUUUACUAAGAGACAUUGGACUACUUCAAGACAUUAUGCCAUCAUCCAUUAUUAGGAAGGAAGAGUAAAUGAAUUUUAAUUCUUUUAUGCUUAUCUCAGACCGUCGGACAGUAUAUAAAUUGAGGACGACGAGGAGUUGAUGUAAUGAACCUCCAGUGCUGCUUGUAUGUACUUUGUAACACAAUGUUCCCGUUUCCAGCGCCAGAGAUAGACUUUAGUGAUUAUUAUUCAAGGUCUGAAUAUUUUCCUUUUUUAUUUUAUACUUGUUUUUCAACUGCCUUUUAUCAGCGACCAUAGGAUAUUCGUUUUCUUUUA